This is a messenger RNA of Fimicolochytrium jonesii, 1759 nucleotides long. RefSeq lists its product as uncharacterized. Lineage: Eukaryota; Fungi; Chytridiomycota; Chytridiomycetes; Spizellomycetales; Powellomycetaceae. Bases 104 to 1621 code for a protein of 505 amino acids. The record is from RefSeq and is a predicted model, not a curated record. The transcript is spliced from 4 exons.
AAAGGCGGUGGGUUUUCCAUCAAUGACGAUGUACCAUGUAUGCGAGCGGGGACGACAAGGCGAUGCAUAGAUGGCAUUCUUCCCAUAGUUUGCAUAGAAGAAAAUGAAGUACUGCCCACAGGAAUACGGGCAUGCUUAUAUUUCCUGGUGGUAUGCUCCAAGUGAGAAAACGGAAGGGGAGGUGUCCGAAUCAGCGGAACCGCCUGUGAACGCGUCGCUGUCAACUUGCAAGCCGUGGGGCUCCUCCACUUUUGCUCACGCUACUCUUGCCCCAAGUUCUAUUCGCUGGCCACGCUCGAUCUCCCCUCCUCCCUACCGAAUAUCUCUCAAACCUGUUAGCUGGAAGAACGAACGGAUGGCAACAAUACCCGCCCCAAUAGACUACUCGUCUUAUUCUCCCAAACCGCCACCACAACAUCAUUCCCGAAAACGGCCCCGUGACGACCCCGCGCACACCGAUAAUGACGACAACGACGACGACGACGUUAUUGGCACAUACCAGAAAUACCACCGCCUCGACCAAGAAGAAGAGCAGCCAGUCGAUCAGCUCACCACCCCAGCACCCCUCCGCUGCACGAUAACACCGUCCUGCGCCGCAAUAUCAUUCACUUCUGUUUCGGAGUACGAGGCGCAUCAUGAGAACAAUCAUGUCAAUGUGUGUGACACGUGUAGGAAAACCUUGCCGACGAGGAGGAUACUCGAGUUGCAUAUCAUGGAGGUACACGACUCCUACUUUGCAGUCCUCACCUCGCGCGGGCAAAAGAUGUACGCAUGCCUAGACCCGGCCUGCCCCAAAAUGUUCGCCAACCAGAACGCGCGGCGCCUGCAUCUGGUCGCGAAACAUGCAUAUGCGCCCGAUUACCAUUUCGAGGUUGUUGUGCAGGGGGGUGAAGGUGAGGUAGCGGGUGAGGAGGAUCGAAGGGACGGGGCCACAGGCGGAGACGAUCAAGAAGGCGGGAUGGACGUCGUGGAACCAGUCGCAACCGAGGCUAGCAAUCAGACUUCAUCCGGCAGCGGCGGUCCGAAUCGAAAGGAGAGGCGGGCAGCACGGCGGGCGCAGGGAGGUCAGAUGGAAGUUGACCGCGGUCAAGCAACCGAACCUCAUACCGCAUCAAGACCGCCGUCGAACUCCAUCCCAACCGCUACCGCGCAACGCACAUCGUCGACUCGAAAUCCAGCCAUCCAACAACACUCACCACAAAACAACUCUCACGCACACGCGGCCUCAACCCAACCCCUCUUCCACCCCAACGCCGCCCAUCCUCCAAUCACACCCAUCGCACGCCUCCCAACCAAGACCACCACCCUCUCGUUACCAGACGACACAGAACUAAACUCACUAACAGCCUCCCUAGCCCGCAUGCACGUCAACCUCCCGAAAACAGUCUCGUUUGGAUACAAUAAGGGACGCGCGCCGGCGUUUUGGAGGCCGCCUGCGCAACCGCACGAGGGCAACCCGGAUGGGAAGAAGGGCAAGAAGGGGAAAGGGAAAGGGAAGGGGGAGGAUGCAAAUAGGAGUGGUGAGGGUCGGAUGGACACGUCGGCGGGCGCAGGUGAGGGACUUCUGAAUGCUGAGCAAGGUGCCCCCCUUUCCUAUAUACCCCUCACCCAGCCCUUGUGACAAACACUCUCGAGGGCGAAGAUAGCGGGGGAGAGACCCAUUUUGAAGGGCUCUGUGCAUCCCCAUGCUGGUAUUCAUAUGUUAUCCUUUACCCCCUGCACGGCGUGUCUAUCCGCCCCUCGUACACAUACAUAAGUA